CUGGGUAGCUUUAACAACUGUGGGAGCCUGAGGGAAACAUAUUGCUCUGAUUGCUGGUUAAUGGAGAGAAAGUGGGACUCGUGCCACAUGGCUUCUUGUUUUCUGGCUGAAACUGCUAGUGACAGUCUCAGAUUGGCAAAUGCUUGUCUUUAAGUUGUUUCUUAACUGACUGCUGUCCAGUUAAUCAGGAACAGAUUAGGUUUCUUUACCAGUUGUUGAAUUAUUGAACAUGCCACAGAGUCAGAUGGCAGGGUCCUUGAAAACUUGAUGGUGUUGUAUUACUACUGUGAAAUCGUGCUUUCUCCUCACAGCUAGAGGUGCUAUAAUAUAGUUUUUUUUAUCUUAGCUCUGAGUUCCAGGACUUUCAGAUAAUUGGCACCUAAACAUGGCCUGUUUUGCUCAGCUUAGUCCUUUCCUCUUUGCAAAAUGGGUAUUGAUAUAUUUUUUUUCUUUGAUAAGUAUGUGCUGGAUGUUUGUGAGGUGUGGUAGUUAUAACACCUUGUCUUGUUUUUGGUUUCUGAUAAAUUAUGGUCAGAUCCUGCUAAUCUGGUGGGAAGCGGGAUGGCGUUAGGCCUAGCUUGCAUAGUGCAGUUCUGCCAGCAGAGCUUUGAGAGUGCGCACACACAAAGUCCUCUGCAGCAACACAACCAUCUGAACAAGGAAAGCUUCUGCCAUUGCUGAGCAGGCAGUGGAAGGCAUGUGAAAAUGCACCUGCACUUUCAGCUGGUCACUGUGGUCCCUUUUGCAGCUGGUGCAUUCCCAGAGCGCACUUCCUCCUCCUCAGCUGCUGUGGAGGAGCUGUCCAAGGCAUGCAGGUUGUGGCUGUAGAUGGUAGAACACAAUAAUGUUCAGUGUCAUGAGGAAAUUGCCAGUAAAUGUUCUGACAGCUUCAAGUUGGUGCAAUGGGUAUGUACAUUGCAGGAGAACAAGGGUGAUGGUUAUAAAAGGACUAAAAGCACAAGCAUGCAGUCAAAAAAAUUACUGUUCUCUGCCAGAAGAUGUCAAAUCUCUGCGUUCGAUCAUCACACCACAUAUAUCUAAAAUCCGGAACAUUGGCAUCAUGGCACAUAUUGAUGCUGGGAAAACUACAACCACAGAGAGAAUGCUGUAUUAUUCUGGAUACACAAGAGCAUUGGGAGAUGUUGAUGAUGGGGACACAGUGACAGAUUUCAUGGCACAAGAGCGAGAACGUGGCAUAACCAUUCAAUCUGCUGCAGUUACUUUUGAGUGGAAGGACUGCAGAAUCAAUCUGAUUGACACACCAGGUCACGUGGACUUUACAGUGGAAGUUGAACGUUGCCUGAGAGUGCUGGAUGGUGCUGUGGCUGUCUUUGAUGCUUCAGCUGGUGUGGAGGCACAGACUUUGACUGUGUGGAGACAAGCAGACAAGCACUGUAUACCACGGAUUUGUUUUUUAAACAAGAUGGACAAAAAUGAAGCAGAUUUUGCCUAUGCUAUAGAGAGCAUCAAACAAAAAUUGAAGACAAAACCUCUGCUUUUGCAGUUGCCAAUUGGAGAAGCCAAAACUUUCAAGGGAUUGAUUGAUCUAGUGACCAAGGAACAAAUUAUUUGGAAACCCACUUCUAGUUCUGAUGAUGGAAAAGUUUUUGAACAAAAACCUCUGACAGAAACUGAUGAUCCUGUACUUUUAAAGGAAGCAAAAGAUGCAAGAAAUGCCUUAAUAGAACAAGUCGCAGAUCUCGAUGAUGAAUUUGCUGAGCUGGUGUUAGGAGAGUUUAGUGAAAAUUUUGACUUGUUACCAGCUGAUAAGUUACAAUCUGCAAUACGAAGAGUGACGCUGGCUCAGAAAGCAGUGCCUGUGCUAUGUGGAAGUGCAUUGAAGAAUAAAGGCGUACAGCCGUUACUGGAUGCUGUUGUUAUGUACUUGCCUGCACCUGAUGAAUGUUCCUAUGACUUCUUGCAAUGGUACAAAGAUGACUUGUGUGCCCUGGCAUUUAAAGUUCUUCAUGAUAAACAGCGUGGGCCUCUAGUUUUCAUUCGCAUUUACUCGGGCUCUGUGAAACCUCAAUCAGUUGUAUACAACAUUAACAAAAACUGCACGGAGAGAAUGAGUCGCCUUAUCCUGCCAUUUGCUGACCAGCAAGUUGAAAUACCUUCACUGACAGCUGGCAAUAUUGCCAUUACAGUUGGGCUAAAACAGAGUGCCACUGGAGACACCAUCGUUUCAUCCAAGUCCUCCGCUGUGGCUGCUGCCCGUCAGGCUGGAAGAAAUGUUGGGAGAAAGCAGAGUCAUAACAGUGAAGUAGCAAGCCUUCUGUUGGCUGGUGUGGAGAUUCCAGAGCCAGUCUUCUUUUGUACAAUAGAGCCACCUUCACUGACCAAGCAGUCAGACUUGGAUAAUGCCUUGACGUGCCUUCAGCGGGAGGAUCCAAGCUUAAAAGUGAAGAUAGAUCCUGAUACUGGCCAAAAUAUCCUUUGUGGCAUGGGAGAACUUCACAUUGAAAUUGUUCAUGACCGGAUCAAACGUGAAUAUGGAAUUGAGACCUAUCUGGGACCUCUUCAGGUAGCAUACAGAGAAACCAUCCUAAACUCAGUUCAAGCUACAGAUACACUGGACAGAACAAUAGGAGGUAAGCGGCACUUGGUGACCGUUCAGCUAGGAGUGAGUCCCUGGACAGGGGAGAGAACAAUACUACCAGUCAUUCAGUAUGCUGAAAAUUUCACUGAGCCACUUCAUCCAGAGCUUCAGGAAGCUAUAGAAAAUGGAAUUAGCAGUACGUCUCUUCAAGGACCACUGCUAGGAUUCCCAAUUCAAGAUGUAGCAGUGACUGUGUAUUCAGUGACUUUGCACCCUGAUACUUCUCUGCCAAUAGUGUCUGCUUGUGUUUCUCGUUGCAUGCAAAAGGCUCUGAAGAAAGCUAGUAAACAAAUGCUGGAGCCCUUGAUGAGCUUGGAAAUUACAACUAGUGAAGAUCAUCUCAGCACAGUACUUGCUGACCUUGCACAGAGGAGAGGCAACAUACAAGAAAUCCACACUCGCCAAGAUAACAAGGUUGUGGUUGCAGUUGUUCCAUUAGCAGAAAUAAUGGGCUACUCCACAGCUCUGCGCUCUUUAACAUCAGGCUCUGCAACUUUUACUUUGGAACUGGCCAAUUACCAAGCUAUGAACAUGCAAGAGCAAAAUGCAUUGCUUCAGAAGAGAGGGCUCGUGUGAUCAGCAGAAGAACAAAGAGUUACUUUAUUUUCACUAAAAUGUUACUUGGGGACACGUUUGACAAGCCUCCUUGCUGCCAAGUGGCUAUGGCAAAGAGUACGUGAUGUUAGCUGCUUUAGUAUUCCAAACUAUCCAGUGGAAGGUGUAAGGGGAAAAGAUAAGCCUGCUGUGGAAUGCUGGAACAGCUUCAUAGUUUAGAUGAUAUAAUUUAAAUAAAAUUCUUCCCCAAAAGCCAUUUAAGAAGAGCUGCAGUCUUGAAGACAACAUCCCAAGCCCCUACAAGAAAUGUUUCAUCUACAAAAAUAAACUUAACUAAUGGAAA
This is a messenger RNA of Alligator mississippiensis (American alligator), 3497 nucleotides long. RefSeq names its product GTP dependent ribosome recycling factor mitochondrial 2 (gene GFM2). The record is from RefSeq and is a predicted model, not a curated record. Lineage: Eukaryota; Metazoa; Chordata; Crocodylia; Alligatoridae. The transcript is spliced from 21 exons. The coding region runs from base 845 to 3175 and encodes 776 amino acids. Gene Ontology annotation, molecular function: translation elongation factor activity; GTPase activity; GTP binding. Gene Ontology annotation, biological process: ribosome disassembly; mitochondrial translation. Gene Ontology annotation, cellular component: mitochondrion.